This is a messenger RNA of Acromyrmex echinatior (Panamanian leafcutter ant), 1013 nucleotides long. Its product is annotated as odorant receptor 10. Gene Ontology annotation, biological process: sensory perception of smell; detection of chemical stimulus involved in sensory perception of smell. The record is from RefSeq and is a predicted model, not a curated record. Gene Ontology annotation, molecular function: olfactory receptor activity; odorant binding. Gene Ontology annotation, cellular component: plasma membrane. Lineage: Eukaryota; Metazoa; Arthropoda; Insecta; Hymenoptera; Formicidae.
UUCUUAUUAUAUUCUCAUCUUAUUGUUAGUGUGAAUCGUUUAGUCAAUUCUCGCGGAUAGAAUAAACUGCCGCAGUAUAUUUUACGAUAUCCUAGCUACGAUGGCUGCAGAUUGGAGGGAAGCCGCUAUCAGUGAAAUACAUACCAUGAGGAACAAGGCAAAUCUGUCGCGGCAUUUCUCCAACGUGAUCAUCGGACUUCAUUCGGCCGCGGCAUUUUCCUAUGGUAUUGGCGUGCUCGUAUCCCAUAGUAAUGAUUACAACAUUGAUGGAGACAAGACGCCUGCUCGUGAGUUCACGCUUAAACUACAGCUCCCGUUUGAGAGUGACAAGUCACCUCGAUACGAGCUCGUUAUGUGUUUGGAGUUUUGUCAUCAAUUGGCAUCUUCUGCCAUGACUGGCGUAUUGAAUUCUCUAAUCGUCACAUUAAUUCUUCAUGCGAGUGGUCAGAUAGAAAUUUUGUGUGAUGCAUUAAGAGACGUUUCUUCCGAUAAAAACAAUCAACGUUUUGUUAUUUCCAUCAUGAAGGAAUUGAUCGGGUUUAUGAUUGUAACAUCGAUAAGUACGCAAGACUCGGAUACGAUUGAUAGUUCGUCAUUAAUGAAAGCUAUUGUGUUUUACAUGGCUGCUACGGUAGAGGCGUUCAUCUUCUGCUUUUGUGGAGAGUAUCUCAGUGCCAAGAGCAAAAUGAUUAGCGAUGCAGCGUACGAAUCGAUCUGGUACGAUUUCAAACCAAACGAAUGCAAGCUUAUCCUGUUUAUAAUAUUGAGAUCACAAAGAAGGCUUACCAUCACGGCUGGAAAGAUCAUGGACUUGUCACUAGAGGGAUUUACGAGUAUUAUAAAGGCCUCUGUUUCAUAUAUAUCAUUAUUACACGCGAUGUAUUGAAGUUCGAAAAUUGUGGGCCAAUGUGCUUAGAUGCCCAUUACAUGUAGCUAAAGAUAUUAAUAGAAACUCUUUACCAGUCCUUGCUUGUCGAUAUCUAUGAUGAUAUGACAAUAAUUAUGCAAGUUAA